Dacryopinax primogenitus is the source of this 1937-nucleotide messenger RNA. RefSeq names its product Abi-domain-containing protein. Gene Ontology annotation, cellular component: endoplasmic reticulum membrane. The coding region runs from base 1 to 813 and encodes 270 amino acids. Gene Ontology annotation, biological process: CAAX-box protein processing. The record is from RefSeq and is a predicted model, not a curated record. Gene Ontology annotation, molecular function: metalloendopeptidase activity. NCBI's taxonomy places the organism in Eukaryota, Fungi, Basidiomycota, Dacrymycetes, Dacrymycetales, Dacrymycetaceae. The transcript has 5 exons.
AUGACUUUCCCACUUUCAACCACGAGCGCUACACUGCUGUCAUGUGGUUUUGGUGCGGGUUAUGUAGCUCCACUCUAUCUAUGGCGGCCAGCCAAAGUCGGACCGGGGAAAGAUAGGAACCAUCCCGACGUGAUCAAAUCACGUCUCCUGGCGAUCACAUUCAGUAGCCUCAUUGACUGCGGCAUUGUUUACUAUAUCGCAUCACGCACUAUUGCCGGCAACAUCUCGUCAACACUUUCCUUACUGGGCUUCCAAUGGCCAACCAACUCACGAUCCUUCUUGUUGACUCCCGUAAUAUACGGCGGCACCCUUCUCUCCUGUGCACUCUCGCGCCGGUUCCCACAACAUGAGUCACUCCGCAGCUGGACCGGAAUACGUAACUAUCUCGUGGCGCCCAUAACGGAAGAGAUCGUCUUCCGCUCCUGCUGCCUUGCCUUUGCCGGUCUCGCAGGCCAGUCGCUUGGCUAUCAAGUCUGGGUGACUCCGCUAUACUUUGGUAUUGCCCAUCUACACCACGGAUGGGAGACGUACAAACAAGGGGGGAAGAGCAGGCGAGCUCUCCAACGGGCAAUUACCGCCACUCUCAUCCAAUUCACCUAUACCAGCUUGUUCGGCGCAUUUGCAUCUUUCCUCACCGUCCGCACGCAAUCCAUCCUCCCAGCUCUGAUCUCACACGUCUUCUGCAAUUUUAUGGGACUUCCUUCCAUGUUCUCAGAGGAGGAAAACCAUCCAAAAUCAAAAUACUUGCUGUAUACCGCGCAUCUCGCUGGUAUCAUCGGUUUUAGUUAUCUUCUCUUCCCAUGGACAAUGUGACCUCGCUUGCACAUAUACCUACUACGGCAUGUUUAUCCCACUUCUUGUCAUUCUUUAGGCGUCAAUAACCGUACGCUGAAACGAGUGCGAAUUAAACGUAGUAUAGCUACCCGAAUUAGGCCAGCACAGGCCCAUCUAAAAGUAAACAUAUGUGGUUGAAAUACGAAUGAGCGGAACACGAUGCAGGAAACAAGCGAGAAGGUAUUAUGUUUUGACAAAGGGUAGCAGUAUGAAGUAUAUGUGAGAAACCAAUACAAACGAAGUGGAGUGGAUACAGUUGCUGCGGCAGUGCGCGCGAAUGCGAAGGAUAAAAUAGGAAUAAAGGACGUGGUGACAGUGAUGAGAAUAUAACGUCAGACGAUGCUUGUAAUGUUGCCCACGAAUAAGAGAAAGACGAUACAGCUUACAGCUUCCCAGCACACCGAUCACACACAUGACUCUCGUUCCUUACUAACCCUUCCAGCCGUCCAACCUCCGUUCGCAAGCUCUCGACCUCGCCUUCAAGCUGCUCGACACGUCUCGCCCAAGCGCGCUUGCUAGCGCUGAUCUGCGCUUGGAGGCUGGCGAUCACCUCCUCGGCACUUUGCCUGUCCUUGUGAUCGGCGCUGAACGCCCGGCCGGGAGAAGGCCUUAACACGGGGGAUGUUGCCGUGCUGGCCGGAGCAGACUUGGGCAACGCCACUCGGGGCAACGUGUCCAGCUCGAGAUGCUCGUCCAGCUGCCCAAGCUUGGCAGGCGAAGCGCGCGCGCCGUUGGCUUCCCCUAUCAGCCCCGCAAACCCAGCUGAGAACGCCGUGCUAACAGGUCGCAGCGUAAGCGGGGGCGGAGCUGGGGUUCGGGGUGUCUUGAGCACCUCAAGUCCAGCCAUGGAGGCUGUCGGUCCGCCCAGGAAUUGGCUCAGAGCUGGAGGAGCAGAUGCAAGCGGUAACUGCGGUACGAGCCCAGCGGCGGUAGUAGCGACUGCCGGGUCGGAGUUCGUCGCCCGGGAGAUGAGGACGUUCACUUCCAGCGGUGGUGAGGGUCGGGCUGCUUGCCUACGCUCGCGUAUGCUCUGACCUUGCGCAGACGUCCCAGCUUGCGGAGGGGAAGACUGCGGUGACGAGCCAGAGGAGACGGUCAUAGCU